Messenger RNA from Sinocyclocheilus rhinocerous, 639 nucleotides. Its product is annotated as large neutral amino acids transporter small subunit 4-like. The record is from RefSeq and is a predicted model, not a curated record. Gene Ontology annotation, biological process: neutral amino acid transport; transmembrane transport. Gene Ontology annotation, molecular function: L-amino acid transmembrane transporter activity; neutral L-amino acid transmembrane transporter activity. The transcript has 3 exons. NCBI's taxonomy places the organism in Eukaryota, Metazoa, Chordata, Actinopteri, Cypriniformes, Cyprinidae. The annotation marks the transcript as partial.
UAAAUGGUUUCCUAGAAGUCAGGGUUCCAAUUAGUCCAUGGAGUUUAUAUGUGAGUGUGUGACUGCUGACUACCCUACCAGCAUGAAUUUACACACUGGUCCAUGUUGGUUAGUGCUGGUUUGGUGAUUAGAUUGCUCCGUUUGGGUUCAUUCUGUCUUGCCCUCUCCAAUUCUCCAGGUAACGGUACAGGGCAGAACGUAUCUGAGAAUGAAAAUGAUACGACAGUAGUCCCAAGAGGUGAGGAGGAGGAUAAUCUUCAGAUGAAUGGCUGGCCCAUCUGCAAAGAUCAAGACGAGAUGCUGAACCUGGCCUUCACCAUUGGCUCCUUCCUCCUCAGUGCCAUCACUCUGCCCCUCGGCAUCAUCAUGGACAAAUACGGGCCGCGCAAAUUAAGGCUGCUCGGCAGUGCCUCGUUUGCCCUCUCCUGCAUCCUGAUUGCAUAUGGAGCAAGUGACCCUAGAAAUCUUUCCAUCCUGAUCUUCUUUGCCCUGGCGCUGAAUGGAUUUGGAGGAAUGUGCAUGACCUUCACCUCGCUCACAGUAAGUGCUCAUGUCAUAUUUGUGGGUCUUCAUGGGUGUCCUCUGCAGUCUUUUGCACAAAGGCCAUGGCGCAGUCUCGCAAACUGCCCUCAUGCCACU